GCAUCCACUCCCGCUCCUGCAGCAUCCUCUUCGGGCGCCGGCCCAGCCGAAGGCGAGCUGCUCCGCCCAACCGGUAUGGUUGGCUCCCGCGUCGAGAUCCCCACUCCCUCAUUUCACCGUGCUCUGCAUCGCAGUGCUGCACGCGGAGCCGCUCUUGUCUGCCGCCAAGCAGCGCCUCCACCCGUCCGCCGCCGCCUGCGCCAUCAUCACCUUCGCGGCGCUCGUCAACUGGGCGACUCUCUCGCUCAAUUUCAGUGUCGCAGCCGCAGGCUCUUCCAAUCCUGCCCGUUCCGCGUUCAUCGCCCUCGCGGCCCUGAUGCGCCUAAAAUCCCCCAAUUCUCCAACGGCACCGGAUGCCGAGUGCAAGGAAUCCCACGCCGCCGCGACCCCGCCGUCACCACCAGUCGCGGAACCGCAAUCACCACGCGCCGCCGCCAUCGCCGCCCCCGCAUUACGCCCACACCAAUCCCGCCUCGCGCGCGCCGCAUUCGUCGUCCUCUGCGCGCUCAUGUCCGCCUCAUGGUUCCUCGACCCGGUCGUGGCGGCCGCCGGCGAGCUGUUCCUGCCCUGGCCCGCUGUCGUCGGCACCCUCGUCGUCUUCGCCAUGUGUUUCUGCACCUCGGUGCACAUCUUUCGCUCCUUCUUCCUGCCGCGCGCGCCGGCCGCCGCGGCGCCGCAGUGGGAGGGGAUCGCGGCAAUCGCCGCCGUGGGGGUCGGGGUCGCGGCCUGCCUCAUCGCCGCCGGAGGGUGCGCUUAUGGGUAUGCUCCAGUUCGUAUCUGAUAGCAACUCCACGCAUGGGUGAGUAGGGGUCAGUGGUGGUUUGAGCGAUUUUGCUAUUUUUGUUGUUCUUAUAAAGUCGUGUUUGUGCACUUGUGCGAUUUAAGGUAUAUCUGUGUAAAUCUAGAGGUACAGAGAAUAAAAUCCAGAGCUUUAUAUAGUUUGUCAACGGAUAUUCCAAGAAAAAAUAAAAUAAAAUAAAUCCGUUUGUUGAA
Messenger RNA from Setaria italica (foxtail millet), 993 nucleotides. RefSeq lists its product as uncharacterized. The record is from RefSeq and is a predicted model, not a curated record. Bases 317 to 781 code for a protein of 154 amino acids. Lineage: Eukaryota; Viridiplantae; Streptophyta; Magnoliopsida; Poales; Poaceae. The transcript has a single exon.